AUGGAUACCUUUUCUUCAAAUUCAUCUUCUGUUUUGAGGCUGCAAAGCUUUGAUCUCUCUCCCCAAGUGACCUAUGUAGCAUUUGUUUUUGCCAUGCUGAGCUACUUGUCCAUUCUCUUCUGUAACCUGGUCUUGCUGAUCACCAUCACUAUGAAUAAGAGCCUCCACCAGCCCAUGUACCUUCUGCUCUUUAACCUGCCUAUCAAUGACCUCAUCGGCUCCUCUGCCCUCUUGUCACAGCUCAUAAAGGAAAUCUUGCUGGACUCCCGCUACAUCGAGGUGUCAAACUGCAUCGCUCAGGCAUUUUUCAUCCACAUCUAUGCAGUGGGCAGCUUGUUUAUUCUCACCUUCAUGUCAUAUGACAGGUAUAUUGCAAUAUGUAACCCACUGAGGUACAACACCAUCAUGACCAACAGCCUCGUUGUAAGAAUGAUAGUAAUUGGGUGGCUUCUGGACUUCUUUUUGAUUGGAGCGUUGUUUGCUCUAGUUCUCCGGUGGCCUCGAUGUCGGUCUCUGAUUACACAGCCUUACUGUGACAACCCAUCACUGGUCAAUUUAGUCUGUGCAGACACCACCAUCAACAACAUUUACGGAUUGCUCCUUACAGCUAGCUUACAAGGGCUUAGUGUGGGCAUGGUUCUCUACACCUACCUGCAGAUUCUCGUUGCAUGUUUUAAAAGCAAACGAUCUGACACAAAAAGUAAAGCUCUCCAGACAUGUGCAACUCAUUUAACGGUCUUCCUCAUUUUGGAGGGGUUAGCAUUUUUAACAAUUAUUUCAUACCGUAUAAAAGAAAUUUCUCCUCAUAUAAGAAGGCUUGUUGGAGUGUCUAUUAUGAUAUUUCCCCCUUUCCUGAACCCAAUAAUAUAUGGACUUAAAACAAAGGAAAUCAGACAAAAGAUUAUGUUGCUGUUCUGUCAAAAGGUGGUCAAAUCCUGA
Molecule: messenger RNA, 939 nt
Organism: Megalops cyprinoides (Indo-Pacific tarpon)
Lineage: Eukaryota; Metazoa; Chordata; Actinopteri; Elopiformes; Megalopidae
Product: olfactory receptor 52Z1-like
Exons: 1
Coding region: 1-939 (312 amino acids)
Biological process (GO): G protein-coupled receptor signaling pathway
Cellular component (GO): membrane
Molecular function (GO): olfactory receptor activity; G protein-coupled receptor activity
Source: RefSeq, a predicted model, not a curated record